UCAUGGGCACCUGGGCUUUCCCUGCAGCCCUCUUCCUACUCUGCCUGACUUCUGAAAGCCUACAAGGCGGGCUGCCUUCAUUGUCUCCUGGCCUAGGGAAAGGUUAUGGCCCCCCCAGCGGCCUGGGAGCAGGAUUUGGAAAGAGAAAUGGCCUGGGAGUCCAGCCAGGCAUUGGAGGGGGUGUAAAACCCCACAAGCCAGGAUUUGGGAAUGGGAAUGGGCCAGGAGCAGGGGCCUUCCCAGGUGUCUCAGCCCAGACAGGCUUUGGAGGGGGCGUGAAACCCCAGAAGCCAGGAUAUGGAAAUGGGCUGGGAGCUGGCGCCUUCCCAGGGCUGGGAGCCCAGCCAGGCCUGGGAGUGGGAAUGAGACCCCAGAAGCCAGGCCCUGCACAUCAGAAUGGUGGCCAGGGACCAGGAAUUGGAGGGGGUGUGAAACCCCAGAAGCCAGGAUUUGUCCGUGGGAAUGGGAUGGGAGCCAGGGCUUUCCCAGGAGGCGAAGCGCAGCCAGGCUUGGGAGGGGACAUGAAACUGCAGAAACCAGGUCCCGCAGCACCGAAUGGCUUUGGACCAGGCUACGGCGGGGAUGGAAAACCCCAGAAGCCAGGAUUUGGGAAUGGGGCCUUCGUGGGAGCAGGCGCACAGCCAGGUCUCGGAGGACUAAAACCUCAGAAGCCAGGCCCUGCAGCUCAAAAUGGCUAUGGACCAGGCUUUGGAGCGCAUGUGAAACCCCAGAAGCCAGGCCCAGCAACCCCGAAUGGAUAUGGAGCAGGCUUUGGGGCAGGCAUGAAGCCCCAGAAGCCAGGACGUGGUAAUGGAAAUGGCCUGGGAACCCGGCUAGGCUUUGGAGCAGGUGUGAAACCCCAGAAGCCAGGUGAGCCUCAUCCCUGCCUGUCUCUCUCCACCUCUCCGAAACCCAGAGCUCCCCACACCCCACUCACACCCUACCGCUACCUGUUCCUGCAGGAUUUUGGACCAGAAAUGGGCAGGGAGCCCAGCCAGACCUUGCAGUUCCCAUUGGCCGAGGACCAGGUAGUAGAGUGGGCAGGCAUUGGUGAGGGCAUGAAACCUCAGAAGCCAGGACUAGGAGGGGGCGUGAGCCCUCCAAAGCCAGGAUACACACCAGGGAGUGGGCUCGUACCAGGUUUGGGAGGGGACGUGAGACCUCAGAAGCCAGGAUAUGGCAAUGGAAAUGGGCUGGGGGCCCAGCCAGGUCCCUGCAGUGGGAAGGUCCCACCACUGCUUCUCCCCGGGCUUCCCACUCCGGGAGGCCCUUCUGAGAAAGCAGGUGGCUGGGGCCUGAAAUCCCAGCCCCCUCCUCCAGUGCAGAAUGGCAAGUUCCCAGGGCACCAUCCUUUGAAUGGCUACCGACCAGGAGCAGCACUGGGCUUUGGUGAUGGCCUCAAACCUCAGAAAGUUGGUUUUAGUUACAGGAACUCUGGUCUGGGAGCUGGGGUUUUCCCUGAGGUCCUCCUGCAGCCAGGGUUCCCUGGGGCCAAUGGUUUUAGGAACGGGUAUAGCGAGGAAGCCCUGGUGUACCCCAAUGCUGCAGCUCCAGCCUCUGAAGGAAAUGGGCCCUAUGAGCAGCUGAGGCCAGAGCUGGGCCCCAGGCCUUUUGGCCUUUGUCCUCUCGGGAAAUGCUGAGCACCCGAGCUGAUCCACCGCCCAUCCUGAGCACCUCUGUGCCAGAGCCUCGUCUGCUUGGCAAGCACAGCCAGACGACUCCUGGGAUUGGUCUCUGGCCUGGGGUCUCGGGGGGCUGAAAGUAUUA
Artibeus jamaicensis (Jamaican fruit-eating bat) is the source of this 1767-nucleotide messenger RNA. It is a transcript of the gene GREP1, whose product is annotated as glycine rich extracellular protein 1. The transcript is spliced from 37 exons. The record is from RefSeq and is a predicted model, not a curated record. Bases 3 to 1640 code for a protein of 545 amino acids. NCBI's taxonomy places the organism in Eukaryota, Metazoa, Chordata, Mammalia, Chiroptera, Phyllostomidae.